Messenger RNA from Salvelinus namaycush (lake trout), 1474 nucleotides. RefSeq names its product protein phosphatase 1 regulatory subunit 14A-like. Gene Ontology annotation, biological process: regulation of phosphorylation. The transcript is spliced from 4 exons. Gene Ontology annotation, molecular function: protein serine/threonine phosphatase inhibitor activity. Bases 12 to 455 code for a protein of 147 amino acids. Gene Ontology annotation, cellular component: cytoplasm. NCBI's taxonomy places the organism in Eukaryota, Metazoa, Chordata, Actinopteri, Salmoniformes, Salmonidae. The record is from RefSeq and is a predicted model, not a curated record.
CCGAAGUGGAUAUGGCUGCGAACCGGGUCGGGAGGAGAUGUAACAACAAGGUCCAUUCCCCGAGUAGGGGUCCAGGUAGGGACCCGGGGCUUAGCUUGCAGAAGAGGCAAGCACGGGUCACGGUAAAGUACAACAGAAAGGAGCUCCAAAGACGCUUGGAUGUGGAGAAGUGGAUUGACUGUAGUCUGGACGAGCUCUAUCUGGGCAGGGAGGAGGAGAUGCCAGAGGAGGUGAACAUUGACGAGCUGUUAGACCUGAAGAGUGACGAGGAGAGAACGCACAGGCUCCAGGAAAUGUUUCUCACGUGCAAUAACACAGAGGUUUUCAUCAAGGAGCUGGUGUUGAAACUCCACGGGCUGCAGAAACAGGAGGACCUCCACAACAAUGGCAUCGAACAACCCCAGCUACACAUCUUCCCCAACCGGCAAAACUCUGCAGACCGAGAGGUGAUCUGAAGGCCCUGUUAUAUUACCCUUCAACCCCAGAGCCCGACUCCCCAUUCCUCAGCCUGAUGCCACGGACCUCAUCUGAAAAACAUGGGGUCUUGCUGGUCUUUACACUGUGCUCUACACACUGUCAAAUACACAUCAAACAGCUAGCCAGAUCUGACAACUUAUCACAAACUUUGCAGACACCUUAUCUUCUGUCCACACACACACACACAACCACAAUGCACAGGCAGUCCCUGCAACAUUUGUACCUCUACGAUGUCAAAUGAAUUCAGUUUUAUUUUUGUUAACUCCGUGUCCGAAAUGUUUGAAACAUGCUGCUCUCUGUUGGAUCGCUACCGCUACUUGUGUUGUGUGUUUCCUUGAAUUGCUUUUAUUGGAAAACUCAUUAGGGUAUCGACUGUUGGUCAGUGGGUCUUAUGUUGUGAGAUGCACCUCUGAUUCUGUUUAGCUCAUAAACCAGAACCAAAGAGUCCAGCAAUGUACUGUAGAUACCAAUGUCAGUCUGAAGGUAAUAAAGACUCUAUAGAGCUUUCAUAUACCCCAAUGGGUUAGUCAACGGUUCCUCGCUACAAGCAGGUCUACCAUAUUUUCAAACUGCAUCCAGUAACAGAAGAGACAAUAGCUCAUGAGGUCAACUGAAAAAAAAAAUAUAUAUAUUAAAAAGGGGAGAAAUAUUGUUGUGAUAUUCCCAAUGAUUUUAAUGACCAUAUAGAUAAUACUACAAAGGAUAUUUUUUAUGAAGACCAAGCAAUAUGGCUUGGUAGGUUGUCAACUGCCACUCAAAGAUGGUUUAGAUUUGCUAUUAAGGAUAAUUUAAGAUAACAUUUAAGCUGUCAGGAACACCAGGUCAUUUAUUUCUUACCAAAAUGUUUGUAUAUCUGUAGAGGAUUUUCAGUCAGCUGAAGGAUAGAAACCCAACUGCUUUACUGUACUCCUAUGUGCCACCUCAGGUACACAAAUGUUUCCUAAUGUUUAAAAACAUUUUUUUACACGAGUUUCAACACGGUUUGUAAAUGUGUAGA